GUUUAUAAAUAUUAUCAAUUUUCCAUUGUUUGUAUUAUUGUUAGUUUGUGUAUUUUUUGUGGUAUUGCCUGAAUUAUGUUAUGCAGAGAGAAAAGAACGUAUUCCAAUAGGAGGCAUAUUUCAUGAAUAUAAUAUGGAGACGGACAUGGUAUUUAGAAAUAAAAUUAACUACAUUAAUAAUUUGUAUGAGCAACCAUAUUUAUUAAUACCGAACAUUCAAACAGUAGCAAAAGUUGACAGCUUCAAAGCUGGAAAAAUUGCAUGCAAUAUUACUGAAGAUGGUAUAGCUGCCAUAUUUGGUCCACAAAAUGAUGAGUGUGCUGGGAUAGUUGAAGCUAUUUGCUAUAAUUUGAAAAUACCAAACUUUCAAACACAUUGGCAACCUAAAAAAACAACAUUUCAAGAUGCAGCUAAAAUGGCGAUAAAAAUGUAUCCAGAUCCACAUAUGUUGUCCGUGGCAAUCAAUGAUAUUCUAAAAACAAUGGAAUGGAAAAGUUUUACCAUUUUAUACGAGCAUGAUGAUGCAUUAUUACGUUUGCAAGAAAUAUUUCGUAACCAUAAGACGUUUGAAAACGUGAUUACUGUUCGUCAACUGACUGGUUUCGAUUACAGGAGUUUAUUAAAAGAAAUACAUGCCAGUGGUGAACGUCGAAUUAUUUUAGAUUGUAAUACUGACACAACAAUUCAAUUAUUCCGUCAAGCGGCAGAAGUUAAAAUGACUGGAGAGUAUAUUAGUUAUUAUAUUCUGAAUUUAGACACACACACAUUAAGACAAGAAAUGUUGCAACACUCCCUAACAAAUAUGACAAUAAUCAGUUUAAUUGAUCCGAAUUAUGGUGAGGCUCGUAAGUAUAUUGUGGAUGAAUGGACAACGGAAAUGCCUUCGUUAACUGUUACAGCAGAGACUAUUCCGACCGAAUUAGCAUUGAUGUAUGAUGCAGUGGAUGUAUUUUAUCAAGGAUUAAAAAUGGCUGAUUCUAUAAAGUUUGAAAAAGUAAUUUGUAAUCCAGGCAUUGAUACUUGGACUGAUGGUGAAGCAUUUUAUGAUGUUUUAAAAAAAGUGAAAUCAGAUGGAUUGUCUGGUCCAAUACAAUUUGAUGAAAAUGGUUAUAGAACAGAUUUCACUUUGCAAAUAUUAGAUAUAUCUGACGAUGGCUUUCGUCCAAUUGGUACAUGGGACCCAGCUAAUGGAGUAAGACGUACUAUUUCCGAAGAAGAUAGUUUGGCACAAUAUUCAGCUGCAUUACGUAAUAAAACAUUCAAAGUUGCGUCUCGUAUUGGUGAACCUUAUUUAAUGUGGAAAAAUAAAAGCGCUGAAGGAAACGAACGUUUUGAAGGAUAUGCAAUGGACUUAAUACAUGAAAUAUCAAAGCUUAUCGGUUUUAAAUACGAAUUUUAUAUAACAGAAAAAUAUGGUUCUUUGGAUAAAAAAACAAAAACUUGGAAUGGUUUGAUUAAAGAAUUACUGGAUCGUAAAGCUGACUUAGCUAUUUGUGACUUAACUAUUACAUUUGAUCGCCGAUCAGCAGUAGAUUUCACUAUGCCAUUUAUGACACUUGGAAUUAGUAUUUUGUUCAAAAAACCUGUAGCAAGACCACCUCCAUUUUUCGCUUUCAUGGCUCCAUUAUCGGUCGAAGUAUGGCUUUAUAUGGCUCUUGCAUUGUUAGGGGUUGCAUUUUCAGUAUAUAUUAUAACAAGAAUGUGUCCAAAAGAUUGGGAGAAUCCAAAUCCACAAGAUCCAAAUCCCACAGAAUUAGAAAAUAUUUGGUCCGUUACAAAUUGUAUUUGGUUGUCGUUGGGAACAAUAAUGUGUUUAGGUUGUGAUAUAUUACCAAAGGGGUCUUCGUCACGAAUAACGGUGGUAUUAUGGGGUUUCUUUGCAUUAAUUGUAAUUCAAUCAUAUAUUGCUAAUUUAACUGCAUCUUUAACAAAUGAAAAACUGGGUGAUUCUAUACAUAACGCUGAAGAUUUAGCAAAACAAACAAAAGUCAAAUAUGGCACAGUUUCAGAGGCGUCAACGGCAAAUUUCUUUCGUGACUCAAAUUUUUCGGUUUAUCAAAAAAUGUGGUCAACUAUGGAAUCAGCACGACCAUCUGUAUUCGUUAAAGACAAUAACGAAGGUCAAAAACGUGUAUUGAGAGAUAAAGGAACAUAUGCAUUUUUAAUGGAAUCAACUGCUAUUGAAUAUGUAACUGCACGUGAAUGUGAAUUAACGCAAGUUGGUGGCAAAUUAGAUUCAAAAGGUUAUGGAAUUGCUAUGCCUGUCAAUUCACCAUAUCGAACAGACAUCAGUGGUGCUGUUUUAAAAUUACAAGAAUCAGGAAAAUUAUCAACUCUUAAGACAAAAUGGUGGAAAGAUAUGAACGGUGGUAGGAAAUGUGAUGAAAAUCCAUCCAAUAAAGUGAAAGAAGAGGACGCAAACAAAAUGGGUAUCGAAAAUUUUGGUGGUAUUUUUGUAGUAUUAAUUGCUGGAACCACGUUUGCUAUAUUUAUUGUUAUAUGUGAGUUUUUAUGGAAUAUUCGUACAAUUGCCGUAGAACAUAAAAUAACAACAUGUGAAGCACUUAAAAGUGAGCUACGAUUUGCUUUUCAAAUAUUCAAUAAAGAGAAACCAGCAAAACCGUAUGCACCAUCAGAAGCUUCAUCUGACGAAGAUACAAGAAGUGUUGCUGCAAGUGUAUUUCGUAGUGCGAGUUCAUUUUUACGUUUAGAUAAUGUUAUUGAGAAAAAGGAUAAUUGAAAAUAUCUGCUUUCAUUAUUUAUUGGUUUCAGAUUCAAAAUUUGAACGCAUGAGAUGGUCAUAGCGAACUCUCCCAGAUAAUACUAAAGUGUAUUUUGUUGAUAAUAUUAAAGAAGUUUUUAAAAACUUAUAAAUAGUUUAUAAAGUGCUUUGGAAGCCACUCCUCUAGUGCUUUGGAAUAAAUUUGCUCCUCUGACGCACAAGCUUCAAAGAUUCUCGUGUGAUACCUAAAUCGUACAUGUAGAGUUCUUAUAAUCAAAAUUAUAAAAACAAAAACAAUUUCGGGGGCGUAAGCAUUGCUACAAUAAUUGUCUUUCUUUUAGCAUGUGAUAUGAUCUAUUUUUUGAUAUUUAGACUGACCCUAAAAUAUUGAUUUCCAUACUUAGUCCUCUUUCAUUUUUACUUUAUGACGUGAUAUAAAACCCUUCAUUUCUUAAAAAUAAGUAUCGUAGAAGCUUCCAAAUUAAAUAAAAUUAAAUUUUAGUAUUAUCAGGGAAAGCUUACUGC
Molecule: messenger RNA, 3247 nt
Organism: Chrysoperla carnea
Lineage: Eukaryota; Metazoa; Arthropoda; Insecta; Neuroptera; Chrysopidae
Product: glutamate receptor ionotropic, kainate 2-like
Exons: 14
Coding region: 134-2740 (868 amino acids)
Biological process (GO): monoatomic ion transport; modulation of chemical synaptic transmission; synaptic transmission, glutamatergic
Cellular component (GO): postsynaptic membrane; plasma membrane
Molecular function (GO): transmitter-gated monoatomic ion channel activity involved in regulation of postsynaptic membrane potential; glutamate-gated receptor activity
Source: RefSeq, a predicted model, not a curated record